AUGCAUCGAUCCUCUUACGCCUAUGCUGACAAUGUUGAACAAUGGCCCUUUGUCUCGCGGAUGGCCGCAGAAGCCCUGGCCAGAGGAGAUGGCCUAGAUGCCCAAGGCAUCAACACAUCUGGUGGGCCACGCCGCGCUGCAAGCAAGGUUGUCUCUUCUGCCCCAAGCCCUGCGCUUGUGGAUGUCGUACAGCAAUUGAACACCAUAUUAUUGACUUGGAUCAGACUUGGCUCCUAUUUGAUGCCGUAA
Molecule: messenger RNA, 249 nt
Organism: Penicillium diatomitis
Lineage: Eukaryota; Fungi; Ascomycota; Eurotiomycetes; Eurotiales; Aspergillaceae
Exons: 1
Coding region: 1-249 (82 amino acids)
Source: RefSeq, a predicted model, not a curated record